AAUCCAAUCGAAAGUCAUCUUGGUUAUUUAAAAUGGAGGAAAAGAGCGAAGACGCUCAAGUGGUAAAAUUUAAGAAACGGAAUAGAAAUAUUAGGAGACGCAGAUCUUCUGGUAGUGAUGAUCAUGAGGAAGAAGAAGAUUCGAGUGAAAUUAGAUCAGUACUAGAAGAUACAAAAGUUAUACAGAGUCUGAGAAAACGUCCUCAUGGUGUAAGUGUACUUGGAAUAACCGUUGGAAAGAAGGUUUGUACAGAAAAAUCUGUUGAGGAUGACCCUUUUAAAAUGAAAUCUGGAGGGAUAGUAAACAUGAAGAAUAUAAAAACAAAUAGAGUGGAAGACAAAGAUCUGGAUGUAGUGAAUCUGGGACACACUUUUUCAGUGGAGACAAAUCGAAGAGAUGAAGAUGCAGAUAUGAUGAAGUACAUUGACGAAGAAUUAGCAAAGCGUAAAGGUGUGGAGAAGGAAGAUGUUAACAGAGAGAGAAGAAAGGAAGAUACUCAGCUCUCAGAUGAUGUGCUUUUCCAGGUUCCUGAGCAUCUGAGACAAUCCUCAUCCAAACAGUCAGAAGAGAUGUUGUCUAAUCAGAUGUUAUCUGGUAUCCCGGAAGUUGACUUGGGUAUAGAAGAAAGGAUAAGAAACAUUGAAGCAACGGAGGAAUCCAAACUGAAAAUGUUGAAAGAACGAAUGGCAAAGAAAGAAACGGGCACAUCAUUUGUGCCAACAAACAUGGCUGUCAACUUUGUCCAGCAUAAUAGGUUUACCAUUGAAGAAAGUGCAGAGUCCAAAGCUAAAUUGUUAAAAGAAAAGUUUCGAGAGCCAGUAGUAAAUAUAAAUGAAGCAGAAAAAUCACAUCAAUUCAAAACUAAGAAAAAUUCUAAAAUGGGAGAAGAUGAGAAAGCAACAGAUGACUUCCAUUUUGAAAAAUUCAAGAAGCAGUUUAGGAGAUUUUAGAACAAGGCAGAUAUUUUACUUUACACAUAUAUUUAUUGCAUAUAAAUAAAGUCAUGAAUUCCUUUAUGUGAACAUUAACCAUAAUAAAGAAAAAUAUUUUUGCUGAAACGAAGUCUAACAUAACAAUAAAAUAAGUAUAGAUUAUUACUGAAAAAAAAAUUGAAAUAUAUGACAGUGUGCAAAUUUUCCACACUAAAAUUAUCUAGUAACAAAACAGAUGACUGAAAAGUUUAAAAAUGUUUAACUUAAUAAAACAAAAAAAGUAGUUUAAGUUGUAUAUUUCAUUAAAUACUUUGCUUAUAUAUCCUUGUUAUAGUACUGUAUUUGAUAAGAGAAUUAAUUUCCUGUAACUUUUGAUUUGUACUGCUGUGUACUUUCCUUGCAUGGUUAUAAAAAGUUCAAACUGUAA
Molecule: messenger RNA, 1359 nt
Organism: Limulus polyphemus (Atlantic horseshoe crab)
Lineage: Eukaryota; Metazoa; Arthropoda; Merostomata; Xiphosura; Limulidae
Exons: 10
Coding region: 33-950 (305 amino acids)
Biological process (GO): mRNA splicing, via spliceosome
Cellular component (GO): spliceosomal complex
Source: RefSeq, a predicted model, not a curated record